UCUCUCUCUCUCUCUCUCACACACACACACGCACACGCACACACACACUAUAUAUAUGUGUGUGUGUAUAUGUAUAUAUAUCACUCACUGUUUUACGAGGAGAGAAUAUGGAGUUCCAUGAUCAAAGACAGAGCAACGGAGCCGGUGAAUGUGGUGAUCAAGGCAAGGGCCAAGCUCAGGAAAGAACUGGCCAAAUGAUGGGCUCUUUAGAAAAAAAAGCUCAUGAAGGAGGGGACCCGAUCUACGACGCGAUCAGGGAGGCAAAGGAGGAAAGAACUGGCCAGGUGGUGAGCUCAUUAGAAAAUAAGAGCCAAGGAGGAGGGGACCCGAUCUACGACGCGAUCCAAGAGGCAAAGGAGGUGAUGAAGCUGAAGGCUCAAAAGGAGAAGACUGGGGAGCAUAUGAAUCCGAUGGAUCAGACCGAUAAGGGUGUUCUUACCAUUGACAAGAAGGAUGAUUAGAGAUGGAGAGAGGAAGCAGUGGUGGAAAAAUAUUGGAUAUUUUUGGACUUUGAUUAGUUUUCCCUAACUUCUUUCUAUGUAAGAUUGCUGCGUGAUAUAUGCUUAAAGAGAGAAAAGUCCUAUGUGGUAUUAGAUGGGAGUGUUUAUAUUUUGGUGUUACUAGUCGCCUUACUAUAAUAAAAUUUUCGUAAUUUUCAGUUGACA
Pyrus x bretschneideri (Chinese white pear) is the source of this 665-nucleotide messenger RNA. Its product is annotated as late embryogenesis abundant protein 76-like. The transcript is spliced from 3 exons. The record is from RefSeq and is a predicted model, not a curated record. Lineage: Eukaryota; Viridiplantae; Streptophyta; Magnoliopsida; Rosales; Rosaceae. Bases 108 to 461 code for a protein of 117 amino acids.